Macrobrachium nipponense is the source of this 1230-nucleotide messenger RNA. RefSeq names its product trans-Golgi network integral membrane protein 1-like. Bases 130 to 1230 code for a protein of 366 amino acids. Lineage: Eukaryota; Metazoa; Arthropoda; Malacostraca; Decapoda; Palaemonidae. The transcript is spliced from 4 exons. The record is from RefSeq and is a predicted model, not a curated record.
CUAUUGUUUACGUUGGUGAAAAUAACUUCAGUAUUUUUCCUGUUGACUGUCGUCUUGCCAACGUUAAACCUGCCACAGUGCCACGUCUGAUUUACUUAAAAGUUCAGUGACUAAACAAAAGUGGAAAUCAUGAAAAUUCUGUGGGUCCUGCUGUCUUUUUCUUUCAUCACUGUUGGAGUGUUUGCACUACCCCCUGGAAACCCUCCAGUCUCUGAAAAUGGUGAAACUGGAGCGCAAAUGCCAAACGUGAGUAGAGCUGCCUCAGAAGCUGAGGCAUCUGGCAGUGCUACGGCCAAAGAGGAUGGGAAUACUACCGGGACCGAAAAAAAUGAAAACAUUCAAGAUUCGGGACAAGGUCCAAGUAAAUCUUCAGAUAGCUCACCUGGUAUGAAUAGCUCAGUAGACAUGAAAUCCUUAUCACCCAAGCCCGAAGCAAGCAGCAAUACUACAACACCUGCACUAUUGAGUGCCAUAAAAACAGAUCAAGGAAACACUGAAGUGACUCAGAAUUCUGAGGUUGCUAAAAAUUCUCCUGAAAAAGCAAAGACAGAUGUCCAAAAGAGCAAAGAACCUGAGGUACGUCAGAAGCCAGUUGCUGGAGGCCCUAGUAAAGCACCAUCAGAGACUGAGGUUCAGAAGAAUAGUACAUCAAGUGUGACAAAGUCAACAAGUGCUCCUGUUACGUCUGUCAGCAAAAAGGAGGACGAUGCAGAUAAAAAUGAUGCCCCUGCUCCAACGGAAGAGAAGAAACCAGAAGCCACCGACAGUAACGAAGGCAAAAACACUAAUGCGAAAGGUGACUCUAACGUUGCUUCUAAAGAAGAAGAUAUGGGCAACCCAGAGUCAACGGUAGCUCCCCCUGUAAAGGUAAACCAAGGCACUGAUGAUAAAGAACCCUUGGCAAAGAGCCCAGAAGUUCACAAGAGCUCAAUGGAACCCUCCUUUACAUACGAUGACGACAAUGGGGAUGGUUCUGCUGGCAUUGAAACUGACCGUACAAACGGAAGUGAGCAAGAUGACGAUCAAGGUUAUGAAGGUGAAGAUGAAUUUGAAGAUGAGAUAACCAAAGGUAUAGAAGACAGAGAAGAGGAGACACAAAAGUUAGAACAACUUGACCAUAACGGGCAGUUCACAACUGAUGCAGAUUCACAUUUCUUUGCAUAUUUCCUCACCAUUAUGGUGACGGUGAUAAUAUUCUACUUAGUUUUCCACAAUAAACAAAGGCUUUAG